AUGAAUGGUGUUGUCGAAUCCGCAAAUAAGAACAUCAAAAAGAUCAUACAAAAAAUGACAGUAACCUAUAAGGACUGGCAUGAGAUGCUACCAUUCGCUCUCCACGGUUACCGUACCACGGCGCGCAUAUCAACCGGGGCAACACCUUACUCUCUGGUAUACGACAUGGAAGAUGUCUUGCCUAUUGAGGUCCAGAUCCUUUCUCUGAGAAUCAUAAAGGAUGCAGGGCUGAGUGAAGACGAUUGGAUCCAAACUCAAUUUGACCAGUUAAACCUAAUUGAUGAGAAUAGGCUUACAGUUGUCUGUCACGGCCAGAUGUACCAAAAAUGUAUGAUCAAAGCAUUUAACAAAAAGGUCAGACGUCAGGUAUAUCAGGUUGGUGACUUGGUAAUCAAGCGUAUCAUAUUGUCAUAA
Molecule: messenger RNA, 414 nt
Organism: Vicia faba (fava bean)
Lineage: Eukaryota; Viridiplantae; Streptophyta; Magnoliopsida; Fabales; Fabaceae
Source: the annotation of a GenBank genome assembly